UCCAGCCACUUGUUGCACACAACAGAUUCAGUCAGGGAGCUCUUGUCUUUGGAGAUGCAGGCCGAAGAAUACAAUCGCAGAGGUAAGGAGCUGGUGGACUAUAUCACAGAGUACCUGGGCUCCAUCAGGGAGAGGAGGGUCAUCCCUGAUGUGAAACCGGGCUACAUGCGGGAGCUCCUGCCCGACUCUGCCCCGACUGAACCGGAGGACUGGGACAGCAUCUUCAGCGACAUUGAGAGGGUCAUCAUGCCAGGGGUGGUUCACUGGCAGAGCCCCCACAUGCACGCCUACUACCCCAGUCUGACUUCGUGGCCCUCUAUGCUUGGGGACAUGCUGGCAGAUGCCAUCAACUGUGUCGGGUUCACGUGGGCUUCCAGCCCGGCAUGCACAGAACUGGAAAUGAAUGUGAUGGACUGGCUGUGUAAAGCUCUGGGACUGCCCCUCUUUUUCCUGCACCACCAUCCUGACAGCAGAGGUGGAGGCAUCCUUCAGAGCACCGUCAGUGAGAGCACGCUGGUCGCUCUGCUGGCAGCGCGGAAAGACAAAAUCCUCCAGCUGCAGGCCGAACUGGACCAGGAGGUGGACGACUCGGUCCUGAACUCGAGGCUGAUAGCGUACGCUUCGGAUCAGGCUCAUUCCUCAGUUGAGAAAGCAGGUCUGAUCUCACUGGUGAAGAUAAGGUUUCUUCCCACGGAUGACCAGUUGUCUCUAAGGGGAGACACCCUGAAACAAGCCAUUCAAGAGGACAAGCGAAUGGGACUGAUCCCUUUCAUGCUGUGUUCAACUUUGGGAACGACAGGCGUGUGUGCCUUCGACAAGCUCUCCGAACUGGGACCAGUCUGUAAGGAAGAGGCCCUGUGGCUUCAUGUGGACGCCGCUUAUGCUGGCUCAGCCUACUUCUGCCCCGAGCUCCGCUGGUCAAUGGAGGGCAUUGAUUUUGCACACUCUUUUGUUUUCAACCCUUCCAAGUGGAUGAUGGUUCAUUUUGACUGCACAGCUUUCUGGGUGAAGGACAAAUAUAAGCUCCAGCAGACCUUCAGCGUUGAUCCUGUUUACCUCAGGCAUGAAAAUUCACAGGCAGCGACAGAUUUUAUGAACUGGCAAAUCCCUCUUAGUCGACGUUUCCGAUCUCUAAAGCUCUGGUUUGUCAUGCGCUCCUUUGGGCUGAAAAACCUCCAGGCUCACAUCAGACAUGGGAUUGAGAUGGCAAAGCUCCUGGAAUCUCACAUAAAGAAAGAUCCAAACUUUGAAGUUCCUGCUCAGAGGCACCUUGGCCUCGUGGUCUUCUGUCUGAAGGCAGGAAACACUAUGACCCAGGAACUUCUGAGGAGACUGACCCGCUCCGGCACCAUGUACCUCAUCCCCGCCGAAAUUCACGCCAAGCGCAUCAUCCGAUUCACCGUGACCUCACAGUUCACCUCUGCAGACGACGUCCUUAAGGACUGGGGCAUUAUCUCCAAAACGGCGUCCGCUCUCCUGGCCGAGAUGCGCACUCUGACCAAGGCGGAGCAGCCGAGAUCAGGGGAAAACGAGGCCAAAGGGGCCGAAAAAAAACAAGACCCUCAUUCAGAUGCCACGGCUGAGGAGAAAGAAGACACUUUCACCCCGCUGGAGAAAGCUCAAGUGGAGCUGUGGAUAGACAAGAACUGGAACCGACCCAGAAGACCCAUGCGCUCUCUUAGCUGCAGCAGCGAGCCGUACGCCUACGUCGGGCCACUGGCCGGAUGCGAAUAUGAAGCACGUUCUGGCAUUAGAGAGGCCGCAGGAGGCCCAGCAACAGGCCCAGCAACAGGAUCCGGGCCUUUGUACAAGAUUACUGAGAUGCCUUCAAAUGUCCUAGGAAAACGGGUGCUGAAGAAGCUGACGAAGUUCUACAGUGUGCCCAUUUUCUGCAACCAGUGGGUGCAGUGCGGCCAGCAGCAACUGUGCUGCCCUCUGACGGUUUCCCAGGCACCUCAGAAACACCUGUCCCCCACCUGCGAAGAAUGA
Menidia menidia (Atlantic silverside) is the source of this 1989-nucleotide messenger RNA. Lineage: Eukaryota; Metazoa; Chordata; Actinopteri; Atheriniformes; Atherinopsidae. The record is from the annotation of a GenBank genome assembly.